Molecule: messenger RNA, 1623 nt
Organism: Neurospora tetraspora
Lineage: Eukaryota; Fungi; Ascomycota; Sordariomycetes; Sordariales; Sordariaceae
Product: aminotransferase
Exons: 2
Coding region: 427-1245 (272 amino acids)
Biological process (GO): carboxylic acid metabolic process
Molecular function (GO): catalytic activity
Source: RefSeq, a predicted model, not a curated record
GGUUCCACUUUAAAGUUGAACGCCCCGCCAUCGGCCAUCAGUGUCACUGUCAUCCCGUCCAGACCUUCCCGCUGCCGUCUUCGAUCGAUACAACUGUGACUGAUUUCAUCGGAACAUUUUGUUGCAACUCAUUCCUGAGUCGUCAACGGCGGCUUCUUAAGUUGUACCAGACCUCGGUUGUCUUUAUGCGCUCGGCUUCUUAUCUCUAGGUGAUGACGGCCUGGAGGAUUCUCUCCUCGUAUCUCUAACAGGAUGACUACAGAUGAGAGCGAUAGACCAUCAAGGUGGAUCAUGUGUCAUAUAAAACCGAUAAUACAUCUUCACGGAUAUCGCAUCUUUCACCAUUCACCUUGAAUUUCCGAAGUCCCUUCUACAUCGAGUUUCUGUCAUUUCUGCACCUAACCUUCAAAGACAGACAACCUCACAAUGGCGACCAACACAGAAACUCCCCUCCUCCUCUUCACCACCCUCCGCUACGACCCUCUCCUCUCCGUGGGUUCCAGUGACGGCUCGACCUCCGGAUUGUACAUGCUCCCCUACCACCGGGACCGCAUCCUCCGCGCCGCCACCCAUUUCAACUGGCCCGUUGUGGUCUCCCUCCUCUCCGGUGACAGCGGUCUUGAAACCCUCUCCUCAUUCAUUUUCUCCUCCCUCUCCGACGAGCAACGAGCCCACCCCAACCGUGUCCGCGUGACCGUCUCGGAGCAGGGAGAACUAGGGAUCACAAUCUCCCCCGUACCGCAAGUCCCUUCGACAUUCAACUUCUUCCCAUCUUCCCUUCCCGAGCCGGGUACCGAUAUCCCCACUAUAUCCCUGAUAGGAACAUCAACGCCAUUCGAGGUCCUGGUAGACACCCAAAAAUCCAAAAAGUCAACAUAUACCCAUUUCAAGACCACCAAGCGCCAGGUUUACGACGAAGCGAGGAAGAGGCACGGGAUCGCGUUGACAGAUCGAAAGGAGGUCUUGAUUGUUAAUGAGCAAGGGGAGGUGAUGGAGAGCAGUAUUGCCACGCCGUACUUUUGGAGGGACGGGAGAUGGGUUACGCCUCCGGUGAGGGAAGGUGAGGGAGAGACGGAGGGGGAUUGGGGGAGUGGUGGAAAUGAGGGGACUACGAGGAGGUGGGCUUUGGAGAGGGGAAUUGCGGUUGAGCAGGUUGUACUGGCAAACUCGCUGGUUGAAGGAGAAGAGUGCUGGUUGAGUAAUGGUGGGAGGGGAUUCUACUUUGGAAAGGUCAAGUUGAGCUAGGUCCUGAGAAGAGAAGCGGAUGAGCUUUCAAUGACAUGGAUUCCAUGAUGCUCUCAUUGCGCCAGGAGACCGUUUCUUGAAGUGGCUGCCGUUAUACCAUAAGAUAUAGCUUGCGAUUGUCCAUUGGUGCUACCGAGGCAGAUAAGGGGGCAUUGUUUGUUUGUUUCCGUCUCCGGCAUCACUGGGGCAACACACCAGGCUGGGCUGUCUCCCAUCGCGAGACCUUCAUGAGAUUUUGCGAAGCAAUGUAUCACGGUGCGCAAGCCGAGCCAAGCUAACAACUACUUGUCUAGAAGGUCCAACACAGACGAACUAACGACCCCGGGGUUUCGUUAUUGUUGAUUUCAUCCUUUUGAGUAUGUUCUGAUGAAGUUUCGG